This is a messenger RNA of Sardina pilchardus (European sardine), 1608 nucleotides long. It is a transcript of the gene ankrd29, whose product is annotated as ankyrin repeat domain 29. Gene Ontology annotation, molecular function: protein binding. The transcript is spliced from 10 exons. The record is from RefSeq and is a predicted model, not a curated record. Bases 112 to 1005 code for a protein of 297 amino acids. NCBI's taxonomy places the organism in Eukaryota, Metazoa, Chordata, Actinopteri, Clupeiformes, Clupeidae.
UCAACUGGGCAGGGUGGACAGCGAAAUCCCUUAGACCGCCAGCGGUCCUGAAGUUAGCCGUCGGUCAACUGUCUUCAUCUAGAGCAAUGAAUUGUGAAUAGGACACGGAGAAUGUCGUUCAAGAAAGAGACGCCCCUCGCCAACGCAGUAUUUUGGGCAGCACGGAAGGGAAACUUGGCUCUGCUUCAGCUGCUUCUCAACAGUGGACGCGUGGAUGCCGACUGCAAAGACUGUUUUGGCACCACGGCUCUUAUGGUUGCCUCAUACAGCGGACACUAUGACUGUGCCCGGGAGCUCAUCAUGCAAGGAGCUGAUAUCAACUUGCAAAGAGAGACAGGCUCUACUGCGCUCUUCUUUGCUGCCCAGCAGGGACACAAUGACAUUGUCAAGCUGCUGUUUGAGUUUGGGGCCUCCACAGAAUUCCGGACCAAGGAUGGAGGCACAGCCCUUUCCGCCGCUAGCCAGUAUGGCCACAGCUUAGUUGUUGAGACCUUACUGAAGAAUGGGGCGAAUGUCCAUGACCAGCUAAAUGACGGAGCCUCCACUCUAUUCCUCGCUGCCCAACAAGGUCAUGUGACAGUUGUGCGUCAGCUGAUAUCAUCUGGAGCCAAAGCGAACCACCUGCGUGAGGAUGGCACUGCCCCCUUGUGGAUGGCAGCCCAGAUGGGCCACAGCGAGGUGGUGAAGGUCUUACUGCUGCGUGGAGCAGACCGCGACACAGACAGAAUGGAUGGUUCCACGGCCCUGUUCAAGGCUGCAUUCAAAGGACAUAAUAAAGUCAUUGAGGAGCUUCUGAAGUUCUCCCCCUCCCUGGGCCUCUUGAAGAAUGGUUCAACUGCUCUUCACGCAGCUGUUAUGGGGGGAAAUCCUAAGACUGUAUCACUUUUGCUGGAAGCAAAUGCAGAUCCAUCUUUACCAAAUAAUAAUAAUGAUCUCCCGGCCGAUCUUACUAAGAACGACAGAAUCCUUUGGCUUCUACGACCAAACAUCGCCAAUGGAAGUUGAUGACCAUUUUACCCUGGUCCUCUCAUUUGACCAUGGGUGUCCUGAGAAUUAUGUACUUCCUGCCAGAGGUCAGAUAGCAAAGCAGUUUGGAUAUUUCAGUGAUAUUUAAGAGGAUAUAUUUUAUGGUGCUUGUUUGCAACUGAAGCUAUGAAUUUAAAAAAAACUUGGUCUCUCAAGCCUGUCUGAAUGAGAUGUCUACAAUCAGCGCAAUUUUUGGUUGAACUCAGUAUUAAAUUAACUGUAGGCUAUCAUACUUCUUGUAGCAACAACUUCAAUGAAACCAAUUCUUAACAAACAAGUAUUGCCUUAAUUAUCAUAUUUUUGCUGUAUGGUGGAUAUGUUACUUAUAUUGCUAAAAUGUGUUUCAUAUGGCAUCAGUUGUUGGGUAAUGAAGAGACCUUGUUACUGUAAAUAACAGGGUUAUUAUAAUAAAAACAGUUUACCAUCAUGAAUGACAUUGAGGUUGUUUUGCCUUUUCUUUUCCAGUGAAUUGUUCUGGAUGUUCUGUAUUUGUGCUGUUAAAGGCUAUAUUUUGUCCUUCUUGUUUAGGCUAUCCUUUGUUUCAAAAAGUUUAUUUUUUGGUUACUUAUGGAAUAAAUUUGU